AUGGUUCGACUGGGAAGAAAGAACGACUUUCAGAAUGAAAGGUCUCCGUUUUCGAAACCCACUGGCAUAUACUGGAAUGUGGAGCGACAAAAGGAGGAAGCCAUGCACAUUCUGGAUUUACAGGAGGAACCAGCCUUUGUCUAUCAUGGUAGGCGGAAAAGUCUGACCCCAGGUGGUUUACUCAUAUCAACCUUGAUUUAUCAGAUUCGAGACCCCGUAGAACGAGUGAUCAGCUGGUUCUACUACAGACGCACUCCCUGGAACUCCGUUAAAAUGUACGAGGUGACGGGAGAGUUUCAGAAUCGCACCUUCUACACCAAGAACUUUGAGGAGUGCGUCCUAACUCACGAUGUGGAAUGUCGAUAUGACCACGGACUUAUGUUCAAGGACGAGUUUGCCGAUCACAAGCGUCAGAGCCUGUUCUUCUGCGGACACUCCCCCAUUUGCGAACCCUUCAAUACCCCGGCGGCCAUUGCGAGGGCCAAGCAGAAUGUAGAGCGAGAUUUCUCAGUGGUUGGUUCCUGGGAGGAUACGAAUGUCACUUUGACAGUGCUCGAGCACUAUAUACCCCGAUUCUUCAAAGGCAGCAUGGAGCUGUACUAUGAACCCGAUACCGGCCUGGCCUUUCAGAAAGAGAAUAUCAACCACUGGAAGCCGAGAGUUAGCGAGCGAAUCAAGCAAAUAAUGCGGGCUAACUUCACCCAGGAAUACGAAUUUUAUUAUUUUUGCAAGCAGCGCUUGUAUCGGCAAUACUUUGCAAUAAAUAAGCACUUGCAUUUCUGAGUA
This is a messenger RNA of Drosophila santomea, 786 nucleotides long. RefSeq names its product heparan sulfate 2-O-sulfotransferase pipe-like. Gene Ontology annotation, molecular function: sulfotransferase activity. The record is from RefSeq and is a predicted model, not a curated record. The transcript has 4 exons. Bases 1 to 783 code for a protein of 260 amino acids. Gene Ontology annotation, cellular component: membrane. NCBI's taxonomy places the organism in Eukaryota, Metazoa, Arthropoda, Insecta, Diptera, Drosophilidae.